This is a messenger RNA of Raphanus sativus (radish), 1674 nucleotides long. RefSeq names its product BTB/POZ and MATH domain-containing protein 2. The transcript has 4 exons. Gene Ontology annotation, molecular function: protein binding. Gene Ontology annotation, biological process: protein ubiquitination. The record is from RefSeq and is a predicted model, not a curated record. Bases 361 to 1545 code for a protein of 394 amino acids. Lineage: Eukaryota; Viridiplantae; Streptophyta; Magnoliopsida; Brassicales; Brassicaceae.
CUUAACCAAAUGUCAUGGAAAGAGACCGAUGAACAAGUAAAGUGUUCAUCUCUCUCUCUCUCUCUCUCUUCCUCUCGUUUCAGCCAACGUCGUCGUCACGAUCCACGACGAUUCAGCUCCGACUACCAUCUAUCAUCUCCUUGACACCUCAUUCCUUUUCAUUUCCUUGUCUCCUCUCUCAAAUUCUCUACCUUUUCCCCUCUAAUUCAAAACCCUAAUCCCCCUCCCCCAAUCAACCCCAUCUCAGCUUCUUUCGAGAUUCCAAGACCUGGGUCUUGACUCCAACCAAUUCAAUCGAAGAAACCCUCAAAAAUCCCCAACAAAGUCUCAACCUUUUCAAAAACCUCCCCUCUCCUCGAAAUGGACGCGAUUAGGGUUCCGUCUCUCACGGAGUCAACCUCCCAUACGGAAACCCUCAACGGCACACACGAGUUCAAGAUCAGCGGCUACUCCCUCGUCAAAGGCAUGGGCGUGGGCAAAUACGUCGCCUCCGAGACCUUCACCCUCGGCGGCUACUCCUGGGCGAUCUACUUCUACCCUGACGGGAAGAGCCCGGAGGAUAACUCCGUCUACGUGUCCCUCUUCAUAGCCCUCGCCAGCGAAGGAGCCGACGUCAGGGCUCUCUUCGAGCUGACCCUCGUCGACCAGAGCGGUAACGGGAGGCAUAAAGUCCAUAGCCAUUUCGGGAGGACGCUCGAGAGCGGUCCUUAUACUCUUAAGUACAGAGGAAGUAUGUGGGGAUAUAAACGGUUUUUCAAGAGGAGUCUUUUGGAGUCGUCUGAUUACUUGAAGGACAAUUGUCUUGUUGUUCGGUGUUGUGUCGGGCUUGUGAAGUCACGUACGGAAGGACCGAGGAGUUAUGAUAUCCCUGUGCCGGUUUCUGAGUUUGGUCGUCAGUUUGGGAAGCUUCUGGAGAGUGGGAGAGGAGCUGAUGUUACUUUCCGUGUUGAUGGAGAGACGUUUCCUGCUCAUAAACUGGUUCUCGCGGCUCGUUCUCCUGUUUUCAGGGCGCAGAUCUUUGGCCCGUUGAAGAGCCGUGAUACUAAAUGUAUUAACAUAGAAGACAUGGGAGCUCCUAUUUUCAAGAUGUUUCUUCAUUUUAUCUACUGGGACGAGUUGCCUGAUAUGGAAGAUGUUAUGGGGACAGAUUUGAAAUGGGCAGCGACUCUGGUGGCUCAGCAUCUGCUUGCGGCUGGGGACCGUUACGCUCUCGAGCGGCUUAGAACAAUCUGCGAGUCACGACUCUGUGAAGGGAUUAGCAUCAACACGGUUGCAACCACCUUGGCUUUGGCAGAGCAGCAUCAUUGUUUCCAGCUGAAAACUGCUUGCCUCAAAUUCAUAGCUUUGCCAGAGAAUCUAAAAGCUGUGAUGGAAACGGAUGGGUUUGAUUAUCUGAAGGAGAGCUGCCCUUGCUUACUAAGCGAGCUGCUGGAGUAUGUGGCUAGGCUGAGCGAGCAUUCUUUAGCAUCUUCAGGGCAUGGGAAGGAGUUAUAUGUUGAGGGCUGUGACGUGAAUGGGAGACGAGUGAAGCAACGGUUACACUAAGUAACUAACUCUUGAUGUUGGAGCCAUUUGGUAGAAGAGCCAUGAUUUGUGUAUUUGUCAUUUGUAAAAGGAUUAGUGAUUGUUGAUCUGUUGUUGUCCAGUAAGUAGAGUGAAAAUGUUGUUUUUGUA